ACGUCGGUUUCCCCCGCCAGUUUCGGACUUCCAUGGGCAUGUUCUGCUUUUUUAAUCAUCAAUCAUCAUCCAUCCAAACUUUAGAACUUUGUACGUUUCUGGGCAAUCAUCCAUCGUUCCCACUGCCAUGGAGUUCCCCGCCUGCUAGCCAGGUGCUUAUCUCUCUCUCGUAUUCCAUUUCAUCCAUCCGUCUCUGAUGCGGAAACUCCUCUUGUUUCGUAGUUUCCCAUUGAUCAAAUCCCAGUCUUCUCGUCCUUUCCGCCAUAUUAUGCACGCAUGCAACUGAUUGUGUUGCUUUCGUUACCGUCCUCUUGCCUCGAGGAGUUUGACUCCGCCCGGCUCCAGAAAUUUCCAACUUUUCCUUCUUCCCAAUACCUUACUUGGUAGGUACUAUUUAAAUAGCGCCUGCCAGACCAGGUUCAGCUAGCCCACCAUGACAUCAAGUCGUCCCUCAACCCCUCCAAAGACGGCAUCCGAGAUCGUCCACGAAGCCAGUCGACGCCACCCGCCAGCCAGUGGUAGCACAUCCACUACUUCUAUUGGCGCCUCCUCCCGUCAUCCCGACAUUGCUAGCGGCACCGACGAUGACAUGCUUCCCGAGAAUCGAGAUUCGACCCUGCCCGCCCCGGUACCAGGCACACGGCGGCGGCUGAAUUGGUGGAACUGGAAUUGGGUGCCAGCACCCGUCCGUCGCACAGGCAAUGCCGUUGCAACCUGGGUACGCGGGCCGCCGAACCCAACGCGCUACACCAUCAAGCCGCUCUUGCCCAAGGUGCAACACGCCCCGAUCUGGCUGGUCAACAAAGUGGCACCCCGUCGCUGGCACAAGGCUGUGCUUGCCUUGAUAUACGUUGCGCUGUGGGUCACAGCUUUUGCGCUCGUCGUGCAGCAUGCCGGCCAAACUACUGCCAUAGAGGACUUUGGCGUGCCGACGUCCCUGGGGUGCGGCUCGGCGUAUUGGGUCUAUGGAAAUGGCUGCGGUUUGGAUGGCAACUACUGCCGCCCCUUUGCGAAUCAAACAUUGGCAUUCAAGUGCCCUGCAAACUGCGCGAGCUAUAGGGUUCAGAACCCAAGGGCUGUUGGUGACCAGGAGAUCAUCUACCAGUCCAUGGUUAUCGGAGGGCCCGGGAGUGGGCAGAAUCCAAACCUAGGCCCCAUCUACCGCGCCGAUUCCUAUAUUUGCGCCGCCGCGAUGCAUUCCGGCAUUGUUUCUAACACCAAUGGUGGCUGUGGAGUUUUGAACCUGAUCGGCGAGCAGAGGAACUUCGUCUCCUCCAAUCGAAAUGGUAUCGACAGCAUCAAGUUCAAGUCGUCAUUCCCCAGGUCAUACACUUUCCUCAGUGGCAUCGCAUGCGACUCAGAGGAUUUUAGAUGGCCGUUGCUGGGCAUGUCGGUAGCAUUCACGGCCCUCUUCUCCCUUUUCACAACUUCGGUGCCAUUGUUCUUUUUCGCUAUAUUCACUGGGAUCUUUUGGCACGUCGGCAUGGUCUCGGACCCUCCUCCCAACUCUGGCGCUGCCGACCUCGCUUCCCAGAUUAUCGGCAGGUAUCUCCCUGCCAUAUUCGUAGCAUGGGUCAUGUACGACCGCAUGGGCGUCCGUCGCACCCUCGUUGGCCUCACGGCUCAGGUCGAAAAGACGAUCCUUUGGCUCGGCGCCUGCUGGCUUGGCGCGCUCGAGAACUAUUCCUUUUCCGAGUGGAUUCCCAUCAACCGCCUUACCGGUCGCGACCUUGACCAGCAACCCGGGGCCAAGGCCGCGCUCGCCUUUAUUGUUAUCCUGCUUGUCGUCAUCGCCGCGUCUCAAGUCUGGUUCUUCCGCCAGGAAGGUCGCCUUGGGCGCAUGCUGCGCAUCUACGGCCUCUUGGUCGGUGCCAUCCUCAUCUGCCUUUGCAUCACGCCGCUCGAACUCCGCAUCCAUCAUUACAUUCUUGCUCUGCUGCUCCUGCCUGGGACCAGCAUGCAAACGCGGCCCUCGCUUGUCUACCAGGGACUCCUCGUCGGGCUUUUCAUUAACGGCACCGCCCGCUGGGGAUUCGACGCCGUUCUCCAGACCGCCGCCGCGCUACUAGGCGAUGGACAGUUCUUCUCCGACCUCCCCACUAUCCUGGCCCCGACCAUCUCGCUGGCGUCGGCGUCCUCGACGAAUCUGAGCAGCAUAACGUUCUCUUGGUCCGUCGCCGACGCCGCCGACCUGGGCUAUGACGGCAUCAGCGUGCUCGUCAACGAUGUCGAGCGCUACCGCGGCUUCUUCGAGGACAAAGUCUCGCCUGACCCGAACGUCGGCGGCCCGAACGCCGGCCGCCGCUUCGAAUGGCGCCGCAAUGCUACCACGCAACCCGACGACGAGUACUUUCGCUUCGCCUACGUCUUUGGCACCGAUUCGAUGGACUAUACCAAGGCAGGCACUUGGACCGCCGCGGGCGAGUGGGUAACCAUGGCCCCGGGGCCGUCCAAGAUGAGGCGGCGAAGCUUAACGACGCGCUCUCCCAAGAGGAAUCAAGGGGCACGGAAGGCUAAGCGAACGAGGGUUUUUGAUGACGAACUGUAAGGUCUGUAGAUACAAAAAAGUAUAAAUGGUGUCUUCUAUUUUCCAACCCCCCAACCAUAGUAGAAAUUUUUGCUACUGGUAUAACGCUGUGCAGGGUAGCGUUAAGUUGGACGCUCCGAACUCGGAGACAGUGUUUUGUUCCUGACUUAUUAAUUUUUGGUUUUGGUUUCAAUACAUCAUGAACUCAUAUUUACCCUGUGUUCAAAUUUAUUGUGACCGGUAAAGAUUUGUCAGCUGGUAUCGUGAGAUGAUGUAUCUAGUUGCGCGUACUGAUUAAUCUACAGUGGACUAAGAAGACGUAUACCGA
Molecule: messenger RNA, 2855 nt
Organism: Pyricularia oryzae 70-15
Lineage: Eukaryota; Fungi; Ascomycota; Sordariomycetes; Magnaporthales; Pyriculariaceae
Product: LCCL domain-containing protein
Exons: 1
Coding region: 434-2548 (704 amino acids)
Source: RefSeq, a predicted model, not a curated record